CUAGAAUUUACAUCUGUGAGGUUGGAUGCAAAGUAUCGUCCUUUCAAAUCAUUCCUUACCUACCCUCUGUCAGUUGUGCCAUGCCAUGGGUAUCCUGAAAAACGCCUUAGAGCCUGGUGCGAUCGCGGCUAUAUUCACCCUCGGCGCAUGGAUCAAUCGGCGCCACGACCGUCGCGGUGACAAUGACCCCAUCCGUGCGCCACUCUUGCUCAACCACGACAUUGAUCAAGAACGCGAUACUCAUGGCGACCCCGGAGAAGACACCGUGACCGGAGCAUCCGGACGCAAACGACUAUCGCUUCAAUCGCGCGCGCUGGCGCGGUUUCCAUUCUUUCUCGAGAUAUGGUACUGGCUGCUCAUAUACUGGAUAUAUCAAGGCGCUCGAGCGAUCUCAGCACGAGUCAUCGCCAACAACGAAGCGAUCUUCUCCACGGCCGAGAACCACGCUAUCCAACUCCUGUCCUUUGAGAACCGUCUGAACAUCGACAUUGAACUCCCCGUCCAGCGAUUCAUCCUCAGUAAAGCACCCCGGCUUAUGGAAAUUCUCGCAGUCAUAUACUACUCACACAUCGUUCUCGGUGUCGCAUUCUACGUCUAUAGCUACACUUACCUUCCACGUCACCGUUACCAAGCUAUCCGACGCGCCCUCGCCCUAAUGAACGUCAUCGCCUUUAUAAUUCUAUCAUUCUGGCGAUGCGCGCCUCCGCGCCUCCUCCCUUCUGACUUUGGAUUUGUCGACAUACUGCACCAAGGAGAUUCGGGGUCCGCGUGGACCAGGAAUAAAUUUCAAUUGACGAUUGCGGCGAUGCCUUCACUGCAUUUUGGUAAUUCGGUGUUUAUCGCGUUUUGCCUGGUGGUGUUCAGUCAACACGUGUUUCUUCGGAUCGUGGCAAUGUUGUGGCCGAUUUUGAUGGGGUGGACGGUAAUAGCGACCGCGAAUCAUUUCGUCCUUGAUAUGGUGGUUGGGGUGGUGGUUGUUUUGGUUGCAUAUUUGUUAAAUCGGGUGAUGUUGAUACCGUUGCCGGUUGAGAGGGUGUUGUUUCGUUUGAUGAGAUUGGAGAAGCCUCGGCAAAGGUCUGGGGAUAAGUAGGCGGGUAUACCGAGGUGCGUUUGUUUACCUAUCUGCCUGGGGGUUUAUGGGUUGUCGAGAUUCAUUAUUGGUAUUCCCGGUCGGAUUGGAGUCUGUUAGAUCACAAUUGUGUGGAUUGAUGCCAUUGACAGCUUUAUGAAGAUCGGAGGAGGCCGUGGGAAAUCUGGUGUGCCACAAUAGGCAGGUUUAAGCGUCGGUGUAUGAGGAGAGAGGCACGCCAUCCCAACCUCGGGCAUUCAUUGAACGGGGGAUUGGGGAGUUCAUUGACUAUGGGCGGAGAGUUGUAUCAUUCAAUUAUGAUUAACCAGAC
Molecule: messenger RNA, 1400 nt
Organism: Penicillium brasilianum
Lineage: Eukaryota; Fungi; Ascomycota; Eurotiomycetes; Eurotiales; Aspergillaceae
Source: the annotation of a GenBank genome assembly